AUGGCGGCCUAUCCGGAGAGCUGUGUGGACGCCACCGUGCUGGACUUCGUCGCCGACCUGUCUCUGGCCUCCCCGGGGCACCCUCUCCUCUGCGACUUCGCACCGGCGGUCCGCUUUGGAGACCGAGGUGGAAGACCCAGGAGGCUGGCGCGCUUUGAGGAGGAGGACCCAGAAGAAGAGGAGGGCGAAGUAGACGAGGAAGAGGAGGAAGAGGAGCCCGGGAGAGGCGCCUCCCUGCUGGGCCGCCCCAAGAGGAAAAGGGUGAUCACCUAUGCUCAGCGCCAGGCCGCCAACAUCCGCGAAAGGAAGCGAAUGUUCAACCUCAACGAGGCCUUCGACCAGCUGCGGAGGAAGGUGCCCACUUUUGCUUACGAGAAGAGGCUGUCCCGGAUCGAGACCCUACGCCUGGCCAUCGUCUACAUUUCCUUCAUGACCGAGCUCUUGGAGAGCUGCGAGAAGAAAGAAACCGGCUGA
Molecule: messenger RNA, 474 nt
Organism: Diceros bicornis minor
Lineage: Eukaryota; Metazoa; Chordata; Mammalia; Perissodactyla; Rhinocerotidae
Gene: FERD3L
Product: Fer3 like bHLH transcription factor
Exons: 1
Coding region: 1-474 (157 amino acids)
Biological process (GO): regulation of transcription by RNA polymerase II; developmental process
Molecular function (GO): RNA polymerase II transcription regulatory region sequence-specific DNA binding; protein dimerization activity; DNA-binding transcription factor activity, RNA polymerase II-specific
Source: RefSeq, a predicted model, not a curated record